Molecule: messenger RNA, 1644 nt
Organism: Aureobasidium musti
Lineage: Eukaryota; Fungi; Ascomycota; Dothideomycetes; Dothideales; Saccotheciaceae
Source: the annotation of a GenBank genome assembly
AUGGGGUUCGGCGGUAUCCUCGAAGAUUCCCACCUACCUCACGUUCCUGGUACUGUCAUCCUUAACGAAGAGGCCGCUCAUUCCGAACGAAUCACACGCGCACUUCGACAUGGCAAAGGCAGAAACGCUGGAGUUGUUCUUGCACCUCAACCUUCGGAAGACCCGAACGAUCCUCUCAACUGGUCCAACACAAAGAAGAUCACCAUCGUUACCAUUCAAGCCCUAGGCGUUAUCCUCUACGCAGGCACAGUCGGGCCAUUGCUCAACGCUGGGCUCUCGACAAUCUCAAAUGACUUUGGAGUCCCAAUUGGAGACAUCACAGUCAUCUCUGGCUAUCAGUUGCUGGUCGCUGGCUGCUUUGGUCCCCCGGUCUGUGCAUUCUCGAGAAAAUAUGGCAAGCGCCCACUUUUCGUGCUCUCUUCUAUUCUGGGCGUGGUGGGAACCAUCAUCGGGUCUGUAUCAAACAGCCUUGAUUCCCUCCUAGCUGCUCGUAUUGUUCAAGGUUUCGCGAUUGCGGCUUACGAAUCACUGGUCAUCACUGUGAUUGGCGAUCUGUUCUUCGUCCAUGAACGUGGCUUGUACGCGUCGAUCGUCAACUUCCUGAUUUGUGGCAUCUCCAACUUCUCAAGUGUUAUUACAGGAACGAUAGUGACGAAUCUAGGUUGGAAGUAUCUGUUUCACAUCCUGAAUGCUUUUGUGGCGCUUCAACUCAUCCUUCUGUUUUUGUUCUGCCCAGAGACCUCCUACGUUCGAGACAAGCAAUAUGAUACCGAUGAGAUUGCAAAUGUGGAUUUCGAGAAGCUUGGAGAGGCCGAACACCGUGACGAGCUGGAGAAGACUGUAACCUCUGGCUCUCGAGUCACGGCUCUGCCUGCUCCCAAGACGUUUCGACAAGAGCUGGCAAUAUUCACUGGCGUCUACACGGACGAGAACUUAUUCCAACUGACCAUCGGGUCCUUUGCUGUCUGGACGAACGUGGCUGCUGCCUGGGUAAUCAUUGCAGUGGGAGGCUCGACCGUCCUCUUUGUCGCAGUCGCAUUCGUGCUUGCCCAGAUCUUCACUUUGCCUCCAUACAACCUCAACGCCUCGGGUGUUGGCUACUUAUCCUUGGGUCCGUUCGUUGGUGCUAUCAUUGGCUCCUUGAUCAUGGGAUUUGUUCUUGACCCCUUGAUCAAAUGGUUCAGCAAACGCAAUGUGGGAACUUACGAGCCAGAAUAUCGUCUUGUGGUCAUGCUUGGAGGUCUGCUCAUGGGAGGUGGGCUCAUUGCAUGGGGAUACAUGGCUGAACAUGGCAUUAAUCUGUACGCUUGUGCCACGGUCCAUGGUAUCAUUCUAGUCGGGGUCGUGUCUAUAUGUACCGCCGCCACAGCGUACGCGCUCGACGCCUAUCGCGACAUGAGCAACGAGAUCUUCAUCGCGAUCAUGCUGUUCAAGAACGUUGUUCUGUAUGGGUUUAGUGAGUUUGUCAACAACUGGACCGCGUCUGCCGGGCCAUUCGUCGUCUAUAGUGUCUUUGGCGGGAUCGGGCUCGCCAUUGCAUUGGCAGCUAUUCCAAUCUAUGUUUUUGGCAAGAAAUAUCGAAGUUUUUGGGCUCGCCACAACCUCCUGGAGAAGUUUGGCGUCAAGACGCAUGCAGAGAUAUAA